AUGGCCUUCGUAUGCAGCUAUCCGAUGCCUGUUGCCGAUCAUUUUAUCACGUUGGGGACGAGGGUAUCGGAACAAAACGACAGCGCGCGUAAAACGUCGGCAUACACCAAAAGGACAACCGAAACCAACCGUCCGCGGGACUUGCAGGUACCGGGCGAGGUGUGCGAAACAUGCUACGCUUACUGCGCUAACAAGGCGGAACUUUGGAAGCACGUGCGCGACAAGCACGGCGCCGACCGGAGGUUGGUAUGCCCGAUGUCCGGCUGCGGCAGACAGUUUUUGGCGCGGGCCAUGAGCGCGGCCCACAUGGCACACCAUCGGUACGCGGUACAAUUUCCAAACGCGUCCGACGACCGGCCUUUGACUUGCGAACUUUGCGGUCUCCUUCUGCGAAACCUCUCGACUUUCCGAAAGCACAUGGCCAAAAUGCACCCCGACGCCGCGGCCGCCAUGUGCGGCGUGUGCUAUUUGUACACGGGCGAUGUGCCGUCUCUCGUCGACCACGUCCGCCGCCGACACGGCGUCGCGACCGAGACGCGGGCUGCCACUACAGAGACGCCGGACACCGUUAUCGAGACGCCGGACACCGUUAUCGAGACGCCGGACACCGUUAUCGAGACGCCGGACACCGUUAUCGAGACGCCGGACACCACUAUCGAGACGCCGGACAUCGCUAUUGAAACGCCGGACAUCGCUAUCGAGACGCCGGACAUCGCUAUCGAGACGCUGGCCGCCACUGCCGAGAAUCUCACCACGGUCAGCACUGCGGCGUUCAACGCGAAAAAACGCGGCAAACAAAUCAGGCGCGCCGCCAUACGGUGUGACGUGUGCGGAAAACAGUACGGCAACUAUCGCAAUAUGUACGAGCACAGGGUGGUGCACGGGGCCGUCGAAGUCGACCCCCGGAGUCCGUUCGCCGUGCGGUCGUCCCCGAAACAGCAGCACGCGAGGAGCUGCUUCCAGGCGUGUUCCGUACCCACGCCGGAUCCGGAUUCCGACAUGUAA
This is a messenger RNA of Cinara cedri, 1005 nucleotides long. The record is from the annotation of a GenBank genome assembly. Lineage: Eukaryota; Metazoa; Arthropoda; Insecta; Hemiptera; Aphididae.